Messenger RNA from Cercopithifilaria johnstoni, 1086 nucleotides. The record is from the annotation of a GenBank genome assembly. NCBI's taxonomy places the organism in Eukaryota, Metazoa, Nematoda, Chromadorea, Rhabditida, Onchocercidae.
AUGGUGGAGAAAGGACAGAGAAUGAGUGCGGGAGCGAAUUCGGGUCAUCCAAAUGCUCUGCGAGUUGCUCAAUUAUACAUCCCCAAAAAUGCUGACCCGUGGCAAUCAAUGGUAAUAACAGUGUUAUUUAUCAUACUAUUUCAAGCAGAAAGAAGUGUUGGCGAGUUGAAUAAUUACAAUGAAAAGAUUGUAUUUAGUUUCAUUAAUUCCGUAGCAAAACGUAAUGUCAGCCAAGUUUGUGGUGAUAGCCUUACAAAGAUCGGUCCGUAUUUGUUGGAUUACAAUACGAUUCCAGCUCAGAAGGAAUUUUUUAUCACAGCUUAUACAUCUGGUGACGCGGAGCAGUUUUUUAGUAGGGAUCAAGAUCGCUGGGUAUUCCGAGCAUACAAAUGUAUCCAAGCAGCCGGAGAGGCGCCCUAUUCAAAAUCUGAGCAUCCGUUGCAUUACUGCUUUGGUUAUAAUGAAGAUAAUGAGAAAAGUGAUGGAGUGGCGUAUGGGAUUUGUAUUCCAUCUAUUUGUUAUAAUGAUCGAAACAAGUUACUGGAUGAAUGGCGAUCAAUGAUAUCCACUGAUGCUAUAGCAAUCGAUUACACUUCGUGCACCAAAUCACGUCAUGAUCAACAGUGGUACCAAAAACCAGUACCCAUCGCGGAAUUUAUUCUGCAUCAAAAUUUCAUGUUGCUUGUUGUAGUUGCCACUGUUUAUCACAUAAAGAAGGGAAACCAGACCAGAAAUAUGUGGGUAGAAAUCUUGUUGGCCUUUUCUGCAAAGAAGAAUUUGAUGAAAUUAAUCCGAAUGCCAAAAGAUUCACAGUCAACAAUCACUUGUAUGUUCGGUAUGCGUUUCCUGUCCAUGGUCUGGACCGUUAUUGGCCACUCAUUCCUUUUCGUCCAGGCUUAUCUGGAUAAUGUGGAAGAAUACAAGAACGACAUGGUCGACCAUUUCUACAACCAGUGGAUUACAAAUUUUACACUCGGUGUUGAUACUUUUUUGGUGCUUAGUGCUACAUUGACUGCUUUUACUUGGUUUAAAAAAAUUCACAAGAAUUUAUCAGGUGCGUCACCUACCGUUUAUCCCAAAUUCUAG